Nerophis lumbriciformis (worm pipefish) is the source of this 2706-nucleotide messenger RNA. RefSeq names its product hydroxylysine kinase, tandem duplicate 2 (gene hykk.2). Gene Ontology annotation, molecular function: amino acid kinase activity. NCBI's taxonomy places the organism in Eukaryota, Metazoa, Chordata, Actinopteri, Syngnathiformes, Syngnathidae. The record is from RefSeq and is a predicted model, not a curated record.
GAAAGGUCAUACCGGAUAUGGAUGUUUGUACAGAUGUUAAUUGUUUGACCGAAUCAGCGUCUCUUCACAGGCUGGCCAGUGGUCAAAUCAGGGCUCUUUGACACGUAUUACAUGCAAGAUGGCAGAGCAGCAUGCCAAGCCCAAAGUCAGCCAGUGUGUGGCUGCAGAGCUGAUGAAAAAACACUACAACCUGACUCCCUCAGAAAUGCGCUAUCUGCCCAGCUACGAUGACCAGAACUUCUAUGUUGCGACCGUCGAAGGGGGCCAGUACGUGUUGAAGAUUAUGAAUUCGGAGGACAGCAAGGACCCCACCCUGUCAGAACUGCAGACUUACGCCAUGGCCUUCAUGCAUGAGAAUGGACUUCCUACCCAAACAGCUCUGAGGACAACCACGGGACAGGACAUGUUCCUGGAAGACAUGGAUUGUGGCUAUGGCUUACAGAAGUACUUGGUGCGCCUGUUGACUUAUUUGCCCGGAAUCCCUAUUUCCAAGGUUCCUUUGUCACCACAGCUACUUCAUAAAGUAGGCCAGACGGCAGCCAGAGUUGACAACAUCCUCAAAGAGAUGAAACAUCCUCAACUUUCAGUGCUGCAGAGGGAAGGGUUUAUAUGGAAUUUGUCAAAUAUUCUCCAUCUGGAGAAAUACAUGCACGCCCUCAAUGGAGACCCUCUCCAGGAGGUUGUGAAGUCUGUCCUCCAUCAGUACAAGACCUUCGUAGUCCCAAAAUAUGCAAGUUUCCGCAAGUGCCUUAUUCACGGGGACUUGAACGAUCUUAAUCUGCUUGUGCAAGCUAAUGAGAGUAAUGGCCACAGGAUUUCUGGUAUCAUUGACUUUGGGGACAUGAACAUCAGUUAUUAUGUCCAUGAGCUGGCCAUCGCCAUCAUGUACAUGAUGCUGGAGCACCCCGAGCCCCUUGAGGUGGGUGGACCGAUCCUAGCGGGCUGGGAAAGCAUCUUUCCGCUCAACGAGGCCGAGAAAGAUUGUCUCUUUUGGUUGGUGUUGUCACGCUUCUGCCAGUCGUUGGUGCUGGCUCGUUAUUCUGUGACUCUGCACCCAGAAAACGAGGAGUAUUUAAUGAUUUCAUCGAAGAAAGGGAUUACGAUUUUACGUCGACUGUUGGAGGUGGGAAAAGAGCAAGUGGAAAAAAUCUGGUUCCAGACAGCUAUGCAGUUCAAAGAACGAAAGUAAAGAAAAUGAAAAAAGGUUUGAUCCUAAGACAUUUAGAAACAUAAUACCGUAUUUUUCGGACUAUAAGUCGCUCCGGAGUAUAAGUCGCACCGGCCGAAAAUGCAUAAUAAAGAAGGAAAAAAACAUAUAUAAGUCGCAUUUUCGGGGGAAAUUUAUUUGAUAAAACCCAACACCAAGAAUAGACAUUUGAAAGGCAAUUAAAAAUAAAUAAAGAAUAGUGAACAGGCUGAAUAAGUGUACGUUAUAUGAGGCAUAAAUAACCAACUGAGAACGUGCCUGGUAUGUUAACGUAACAUAUUAUGGUAAGAGUCAUUCAAAUAACUAUAACAUAUAGAACAUGCUAUACGUUUACCAAACAAUCUGUCACUCCUAAUUGCUAAAUCCCAUGAAAUCUUAUACGUCUAGUCUCUUACGUGAAUGAGCUAAAUAAUAUUAUUUGAUAUUUUACGAUAAUUUCACACAUAAGUCGCUCCUGACUAUAAGUCGCACCCUUGGCUAAACUAUGAAAAAAACUGGUGGGUGGAACAAGUACUGUACAUUAAUUUAACUAAAUUUGACAAUAACAAUCAUAGAAAUAGAUCAAAUUCGCUUUUGUCAGGACCUUUGACGAUGGCCUAUCAAGAGAAAAACACUGAUUUAGAUGAUCAUGGCUUACAGUUUUUGAAAACUCCACAUUUUCUGAGAUUUUGAGGUUUUCAUAAGAUAGAUGUAAGCCAUAAUCAUCAAAACUAUAUAACAAGAAGGCUUGAAAUAGCUUGAGUUGCAUGUUAUGAGAAUAUAAUUAUUUAGCACACGCAAUGUGAUUUAUCAACACUCAUCACCAUUUUGCAAGCACUAUUUUGUGUUUUAUUUAGCACCUGUGGGAAAAACAUACAAACUGACAGUUUCACAUAUAUUAGUUUCGCCCUGUAAAUCAAAUUGCUGGAAUAAACGAACCUUUGCAGGAUAUUACAAUUUUUAUUUGUAAUGCCGAUCUUGAAGCCCACUAGACCAGGGGUGUCGAACUCUUUUUCAUGGAAGGGCCACAUCGCAGUUAUUGCUGCCCUCCUCCGAGGGCCGCUUGUAACAGUGAAUAUGUGAAUUUUACUCUAUAAUCGUCUAACGAUGUUUUUACACAGUUGAUUAUGCAUUUGAUUAUCAUGUUUUAUACAUACAAAUUGAUGGCUAACUUUCUUUAAAAUCAUAAGUCACAGUGUCAAGCAGAUAAUUCAGUAUUUACUUUAACAAUAGUUUGGGAUAUAUGAUAAUUAGAGAUGUCCGAUAAUGGCUUUUUUGCCGAUAUUGUCCAACUCUUAAUUACCGAUUCCGAUAUCAACCGAUACCGAUAUAUACAGUCGUGGAAUUAACACAUUAUUAUGCCUAUUUUUGUUUUGCUGGAUGCAUUAAACAAUGUAACAAGGUUUUCCAAAAUAAAUCAACUCAAGUUAUGGAAAAAAAAAUGCCAACAUGGCACUGCCAUAUUUAUUAUUGAAGUCACGAAGUGCAUUAUUAUUUUUUUAACAUGCCUCAAAACAGCA